GGCCCCUCUCGGCCAGCACGCUCGGACCCAGCCUCAGCAGCCCUCACGCCUCCCCACAGCCCCACACCAGCCUCCCCACUGACCAGCCCUCCUGCAACACCGCCCCGAGCACCCCCACCGCCCCCACCUGCCUCACACCCCUCUCUGCUCUCACCUUCUCUCACCUUCUCUUGCCUGCCCUCCCAGGGCCCCUCCACACCACACCCAUGGCCUGCUACGACCUCUGCCGCCCCUGCGGACCCACCCCGCUGGCCAACAGCUGCAACGAGCCCUGUGUCAGGCAGUGCCAGGACUCCACCGUCCUCAUCCAGCCCUCCCCCGUCCGCGUCACCUUCCCAGGGCCCAUCAUGACCUCCUUCCCCCAGAGCUCCUUCGUCGGAUCCACCGCAGGGGCUGCCCUGGGCACGGAGCUCAACGUCCAGGGACAGCCCAUCUCCGGCGGAUUUGGGGCCGGAGGCUACGGCCUGGGCUAUGGCCGUGGCUUUGGCUACGGCCUGGGAGGCCUGGGCUGCUACGCCAACAGGGGCUGCUCUGGCAUCUGCUGA
This is a messenger RNA of Pseudopipra pipra, 545 nucleotides long. RefSeq names its product feather keratin B-4-like. The coding region runs from base 207 to 545 and encodes 112 amino acids. Gene Ontology annotation, molecular function: structural constituent of cytoskeleton. Lineage: Eukaryota; Metazoa; Chordata; Aves; Passeriformes; Pipridae. The record is from RefSeq and is a predicted model, not a curated record. Gene Ontology annotation, cellular component: intermediate filament. The transcript has a single exon.